Coccidioides immitis RS is the source of this 900-nucleotide messenger RNA. RefSeq lists its product as uncharacterized. The transcript is spliced from 2 exons. The coding region runs from base 1 to 900 and encodes 299 amino acids. The record is from RefSeq and is a predicted model, not a curated record. NCBI's taxonomy places the organism in Eukaryota, Fungi, Ascomycota, Eurotiomycetes, Onygenales, Onygenaceae.
AUGGGUUCUAUUACCGCUUCAAGGAUUGACCACAUCACAAUUAUCCUCUCCGAAGAAGAGUUUGAAACCCUACCUCCAUGGCUUAGCGAGAACUUCACUAUCAUCGAGGGUGGUAAACAUACCGGCCAGGCUAGCCAGCUGAAGCUCAUAAUCUUUGAGGAUGGUACCUACCUAGAGCUCUUCAACUGGUGGGGACCGCCACCAAGCAACCACAGCUGGGGCCGUAAAGAGCCAGGCUUGAUUGACUGGAGCAUCUCAUGCACAUCUGCGCAGAGUAGGGAUGAGCAUUACCAUGGCAUCGACAUGCGUGUAAACGAAAGUCAAGAUGGGGAUGGGGGGCUCGGGGUACGGUACCCAAUACCGACCAGCCAAGGACGAACGACACCAGAAGGCAAGAAGUUCCAUUGGACGCGUGCAAACCCAGAAUUCCACGACGCAGCAAACACACCGGACGCAGGGAAAUUCUUUCGCACAGGACGUCUAGAUGCGCCGUUCCUAUGUUACGACGGGACACCUCGGGAAACAAGACUGCGGUUUGGAGAUCCAUCACGGACGACACAUCCAUGUGGCGCAACGGGUGUAGAUCAGAUUGAAGUGCUUGUUCCGAGUUCGCACGAAGCAAACUACCUCAAAUUACUUGCCAAUUUCACUGCCACGCAGCCGGGUGCGAGCGAGUCCGGAAUUGGCAGCGUGUUUAAGCUGGGAUUGCCAGUGGAGGGUGAAGGGAGCGAGUGUACCGUCUGGGUGCACGGAGAGCGAGGUGCAGAAGAUAAGCAGUGGUUGGCCAGCAGAGGGAUUGGGCCCAUCAAGCUGAAACUGAGGGCGAAAGGGAGAGAAGGGCAUGGAGAGGAGGUUCUAGGAAGCGAGGGUUCAGCAUCGCAUGUGUCUUUGAUCUGGUGA